GCUGUUUUCCAACACCGGAGAAUCAAUUUAUACAAUGAAGAUGUACUCUCCGUGGAGCUUAGCAUUUAUCCUACUCAUAACACAGCUGAUGCUCUUUGGUUCUGUCUGCUAUGGUGGAAAGGUGCUGGUAAUUCCACUGGAGGGAAGCCAUUGGGUUAAUAUGGAUAUCCUCAUUAGAGGUCUUCACGCUCGAGGACACACCGUUACUGUGAUACGGUCUGACAAGAGCUGGUACAUCAAGGAGAAGUCCCAGCACUACAGCUCUAUCACAGUUCCUGUAUCAGCUGGCAUCGAUGAGGACUUUGUUAAAACGGCGAUAAGGACUGUGAUCGAGAUUGAGCGAGGAAAGAGCUCCCUGUUGAAUUUUUUGCUCUUGCAAAAGGAGAUGUUUCACAAAAUGUCUGAGGCUCACAGGAUGGUGAUUAACAUGGCAGUGAAUAUAUUUGAAGACAAGAACUUAAUAAAGACUCUUAAGGAAAGUCAAUAUGACCUGAUGCUGACAGACCCGGCCUGGGGUUCAGGUAUCUUGGUGGCUCACUAUCUUAAUAUCCCCCUGGUGUACAACGUGCGGUGGGUCACAAGUGGGGAGGGUCAUUUCGCUAUCACUCCAUCACCAAUAUCCUACAUUCCCAUGACAGGAUCUGGACUGUCAGACAAAAUGACUUUUGUUGAGAGGGUCAAAAACAUGCUUUUCUAUGGGCUCAUGCUCUUUCAAGACAGGUUUCUUAUCAGGCCCAUUUACCAGGCUGUUUGUGACCAGUACUUUGAUGCACAUGUUGACUUCUAUGAGCUUUUACAAGCAGCCGACAUCUGGCUCAUGAGGGUAGAUUUUGUCUUUGAAUUCCCACGCCCCACCAUGCCUAAUGUUGUCUAUAUGGGUGGAUUCCAGUGCAAGUCUUCCAAGCCCCUUCCAGAAGAUCUGGAGGAGUUUGUUCAGAGUUCCGGAGAGCAUGGCAUCAUUAUCAUGUCUUUAGGGACAUUUGUUGGCCACCUGCCACAUGGUCUAGCUGAUGAGAUAGCUGCUGCUUUUGCUCAGCUGCCUCAGAAGGUCAUUUGGAGGUACACAGGGGAUAGGCCAGUUACCCUGGGUAACAACACCCGAUUGGUCAACUGGAUGCCACAGAAUGACCUUCUGGGACAUCCCAAAACCAGAGUCUUUGUGGCCCAUGGGGGAACCAAUGGAGUGCUAGAGGCUAUUUACCAUGGUGUCCCUGUGGUGGGGUUGCCACUGUUUUAUGACCAAUACGACAAUCUCCUUAGACUAAAAGAACGGGGAGGAGCCACAAUUCUGAGUGUAGGUACUGUAGACAGCAGCAUCUUCUUCCAGGCCUUACAGGAAGUGCUCCAUGACCCAUCCUAUAGGAUGAACAUGCAGAGACUCUCCAGGCUGCACCGGGAUCAGCCAAUGAAACCACUGGACCUCGCCCUCUUCUGGAUUGAGUUUGUUAUGAGACACAAAGGUGCUGCUCACCUGCGCACAGAGUCCUAUAAGAUGCCCUGGUAUGUCUACCACUCUGUGGAUGUCAUAGCAGUCUUGCUAGCACUUAUGUUACUCAUCUUAAUCAUUGUCAUUGCUGUUAUCAGAUAUCUGUGCUGUAGGUUGUGCUGUAAAAGAAAAAUAAAACAUGACUAAUUGUGAAUGCACUUAUAUUAACAAUGUAAGAAUAAAAUAUAUUUGAGGAAUAAAUUGUCCGUGAGAGGUGAUCUAAGACCAGUUCAUGCUGCUCA
Messenger RNA from Megalops cyprinoides (Indo-Pacific tarpon), 1728 nucleotides. RefSeq names its product UDP-glucuronosyltransferase 2B31-like. The coding region runs from base 35 to 1633 and encodes 532 amino acids. The transcript has 2 exons. Gene Ontology annotation, molecular function: UDP-glycosyltransferase activity. NCBI's taxonomy places the organism in Eukaryota, Metazoa, Chordata, Actinopteri, Elopiformes, Megalopidae. The record is from RefSeq and is a predicted model, not a curated record.